GUUCCCUCACUGAUGAUGGACAGUCAGUUUUCAGAGUUCACCCCGGACAUAACUCCCAUCAUGCUCGCUGCUCACACCAACAACUACGAGAUCAUCAAGCUCCUCGUCCAGCGGAAGGUCACCAUUCCCAGACCGCACCAGAUCCGAUGUGACUGUGUCGAAUGUGUUUCCAGCUCUGAGGUCGACAGUCUCCGGCAUUCACGGUCUCGACUCAACAUCUACAAGGCUCUGGCCUCGCCGUCCCUCAUCGCUCUGUCCAGUGAAGAUCCCAUCCUCACCGCCUUCAGACUGGGCUGGGAGCUCAAGGAGCUCAGCAAGGUGGAGAACGAGUUUCGUCAGGAGUACGAGGAGCUGUCGCAGCAGUGCAAGCGUUUCGCCAAAGACCUCCUGGAUCAGGCCCGGAGCUCCCGAGAGCUGGAGACCAUCCUGAACCACAGAGACAACGACCAGAGCGAGGAGCUGGACCCCCGACAGUGCCACGACCUCGCCAAGCUCAAACUGGCCAUCAAGUACCACCAAAAAGAG
Messenger RNA from Plectropomus leopardus (leopard coralgrouper), 525 nucleotides. The record is from RefSeq and is a predicted model, not a curated record. NCBI's taxonomy places the organism in Eukaryota, Metazoa, Chordata, Actinopteri, Perciformes, Serranidae.